Messenger RNA from Drosophila erecta, 2358 nucleotides. RefSeq names its product cytokine receptor. Gene Ontology annotation, molecular function: cytokine receptor activity; protein binding. The coding region runs from base 107 to 2035 and encodes 642 amino acids. The transcript has 3 exons. The record is from RefSeq and is a predicted model, not a curated record. Gene Ontology annotation, cellular component: membrane. Lineage: Eukaryota; Metazoa; Arthropoda; Insecta; Diptera; Drosophilidae.
ACGCUCAGUCGCACAGAUCGCUUUCGAGCGGUCGGAUCCCGCAAGCAGGAGCGCCUAGAUACGGAUCGUGGCCGUGCAUUAGAAACUGACAGAUAAAGGAGCAUCUAUGGGCUCGAGGACGUGGAUGAGCCACCUUGUUUCGCUGACGUUGCUGGCAACGCUCAUGGCCCGGGUCCUGGCGAAUAAUGAGAUUAACUGCGAGAUUCAGUCUCUCAAUGGAUCCAGCUGGCGUUCCGGCACCGAAGGCGUGGUGUCAUGCAAGUGUGAAGGCGUGCAAGGCCAGAAGAUUACUGUACGGAGGCAGCGCACACUAGAAUCGACGGACUCGUACAACGGCACCGUGAUACACAGGGAUGCGAAUCCCGACAACGAAUGGGAGCGAAGGUAUGAGUGCCUUCUGGAUGGCAUGAGCCAGGUCCAUGUGUGCGUCCGAGUGUACGCCAUGCUGAAUGUGACGGAUUUUCUGUGCCGCAACGUCGUCUAUCACUUGAUGUGCACCUUCAGCCGAGUAGAGAACGCUAACUUCGAGAAAAGAACCCACUACCAGCUGGCGAUGGGCAUGGCCAGGCCAGUCGACUGCAGGAAGUCGGAGGACGAACGCAACAGGCGCAAAAUGGAGUGUGCCGUGCCCAUCGAUCCAAACAGCCUUGUACCGGAGUGGAGGGUAUUCCGGCUGAUGAUGAGGGAUGAUUUGGGCAACCAAACCCAGGAGUUCAGGCGGACAGAACUCGAAAUGAGGCUGCUGAAGUGGUCGAAGCAAAACUACACAAUGAUACAAACGCCCAACAAGACAUGCCUGACGUGGAACGGACCAAUCAUUUACCCGAAUCAAACCAUUGAACUGAACGUGGCGUUCCGUCACUCCAGGCUGCCCAGCUUGUCGAGGAAUUUCACCGUGCUGCUGGAGCGUGAUGUCGGUGUUUUAGACCAGGUCUGCUUUGGAAACCCACCGGAGGGCAACCAGUUGUUCUACGUAAGCUUAAGACGACGUCUCCGGGGUUCGCCCUGGUCGGAAACAUACCCAGAGUUCGGACUGACCACGAAUGCAUCCCUGCCCCUCCGGCCGCCGAAGUUCCUGGUCAAUGGCUUCUCCCACGACCGCACCAAAAGAGAGCUUAAGGUCUACUGGAAGCCGCUCAACGAGCUGGAGUUCAAUGGAGCUGAGCAGACAUACGUGGCGAGCACCAGGGACGGAACCAAAGUGUCCACCACCAAGGACAGGAUGUACGCGGUUUUCACGGACUGGAAUGACACACAUCCGGCCACGGUAUCUGUGUGGAGCAGCAACGUCGUGGGUCGAUCGCUGGAGAGCAACCAGCUAGAGGUGCCCAGCCUGAGUGCGAUCCGGCAUCGGCGGGUUUACUUAGAGAGCUACAACAAGACGACCUUUAUACUCAGCUGGCAAGGGCCAGAGGAUCUUAGAAAUUUCACCGGUUACAUAAUCUAUUGGUGCACGCUCUCCAGCAAAGUGCACGAUGCCUGCGACGAGAAUUCCUCCAUUGAAACGACCUUCGCCAGCGAGCCGACGUUCAAUUUCUCCGGAAUGCAGGGCGUGAUCCGGAUGGCCGUGGCGGCGAACUACAGUGACGGCCUGACCGCAGGGAUGCGGUGGUGGUCGGGUGACAACGAGGUGCCCGAGAAGCCACACAUCAUGCGGUACGUGCAGGGCAUCGUCGCUUUGUUGGUGCUUGGGGCAAUCGUCGUGACCUUCCAGAAGAUGCGCAAAAUGGCGGACAUUCGGGUUGAACUGCCGGAUAUUGAUAAAGAACCCACGGAAAUUUCACUUGGCAGUGAAAGCUUGUUUUAUCCGGCCAACGUUUCGCCGGAGAAGUUCUACGGCGCAGUGAGUAGAAGCGUGAGAUUUGCAGCAGAGGAGCCCACGGUAAGACCGGACCUCCUCCUAGACGAGCAGGAGAUGCCCAAACAGCCACCCAUGCCCCAGGCCUUUCAGUACGAAACCGAUCAGUACGUGACCAUGGGUGCAAUAAGCGCACCCUGCGUUGAUGGGUACAUCAAGCCGCCACCCGUGCGCUGAAAUCUGGGGGAUCUCUCCCCGCUCUUGUUGUAGUUCGCCUGUAAAUAGUCGAAAGAAGCGGAGCCAUUAGUAACUACCCCACCCAGCACUGAAGCCCGCUGACCAGAAGCAUCCUCAUUAAUUAGUUAGUAUUACAACUGUAGGGUUUGCCACCCAUCUGCAAUGCUGCGAAGGAUUUAUUUAUGUACAUACCCAUGCAUGCGACCAGCAUCACUAUAUAGACCUGCGCCCUAUGAGUUACAAGCUCACUCUGCUCCAGCUAAACACUAUUUCGUAUAUUUAAUAAAAAAAUUCUUGUACAGACCAAAGAGAAUUACAAAUAA